AUGUCAAUUGAAAUUGAAUCGGCCGAUGUGAUCCGUCUGAUUCAGCAGUAUCUGAAAGAGUCGAACCUUCACAAAGCAUUACAAACAUUACAGGAAGAGACAGGCGUUUCCCUCAACACCGUCGACAGCGUGGAAGGUUUCGUGUCCGACAUUCACAAUGGCCACUGGGACACGGUGCUCAAAGCGAUCCAAUCGCUCAAACUGCCCGACAAAAAGCUGAUCGAUCUGUACGAGCAAAUAGUGCUGGAAUUGAUUGAACUGCGGGAACUGGGUGCUGCCCGUUCUUUGCUGCGCCAGACCGAUCCAAUGAUUAUGCUAAAGCAACAGGAAGCGGAACGUUACAUCCAUCUGGAAAAUAUGCUGCAGCGUGCAUACUUCGAUCCGCGCGAAGCUUACCCGGAAGGUUCUAGCAAAGAGAAGCGACGAGCCGCCAUCGCUACGGCCCUUGCCGGUGAAGUGUCGGUGGUACCGUCGUCGAGACUGUUAGCUUUGCUGGGGCAAGCUCUCAAGUGGCAACAGCAUCAAGGAUUGCUACCACCCGGUACGACGAUUGAUUUGUUCCGCGGUAAGGCCGCCAUCAGGGACCAGGAGGAUGAAUCGUACCCUACGCAGCUGGCCCGCCAGAUCAAGUUCGGACAAAAGUCGCACGUCGAAUGUGCCCUAUUCUCACCCGACGGUCAGUAUUUGGUGACGGGCAGUGUGGAUGGUUUCAUCGAGGUGUGGAACUUUACCACCGGCAAAAUACGUAAAGAUUUAAAGUACCAAGCGCAAGACAACUUCAUGAUGAUGGAACAAGCCAUCCUGUCGAUGGCAUUCUCGCGUGACUCGGAAAUGCUGGCGACCGGUUCGCAGGACGGUCAGGUGAAGGUGUGGAAGCUGAUAACGGGCCAAUGCUUGCGGCGGUUCGAAAAAGCUCACUCGAAAGGAGUCACGUGUUUGCACUUUUCCCGUGACAAUAGUCAAAUUUUGACCGCUUCCUUCGAUCAUCUGAUACGUCUGUACGGUUUAAAGUCGGGCAAAAUGUUGAAAGAGUUUCGGGGACAUACGUCCUUCGUAAAUGAAGCCGUUUUUUCGCCCGACGGUCAUCAUGUGCUGAGCGCCUCGUCGGACGGUACGGUGAAGGUGUGGUCACUCAAGACGACCGAAUGCAUUUCGACCUUUAAAGCGCUGGGCACCCAUUUGGCGGUCAAUUCCGUGCUUAUACUGCCAAAGAAUCCGGAACACUUUGUGGUGUGCAAUCGGUCGAACACGGUCGUCAUCAUGAACAUGCAGGGCCAAAUUGUGCGCUCGUUCUCGUCUGGUAAGCGUGAGGGUGGUGCAUUCAUCUGUGCCACAAUAUCACCGCGUGGCGAGUUUAUAUACUGUUGCGGUGAGGAUUUGGUGCUGUACUGCUUCUCCGUGACGUCAGGAAAGCUGGAACGUACACUGAACGUGCACGAGAAAGAUGUCAUCGGGCUAACGCAUCAUCCACAUCAGAAUUUGCUCGCAUCGUACGGAUGUGACGGAUUGUUGAAAAUGUGGAAACCUUAA
Anopheles maculipalpis is the source of this 1530-nucleotide messenger RNA. RefSeq names its product WD40 repeat-containing protein SMU1 (gene Smu1). Gene Ontology annotation, biological process: mRNA splicing, via spliceosome. The record is from RefSeq and is a predicted model, not a curated record. Lineage: Eukaryota; Metazoa; Arthropoda; Insecta; Diptera; Culicidae. The transcript is spliced from 2 exons. Bases 1 to 1530 code for a protein of 509 amino acids. Gene Ontology annotation, molecular function: protein binding. Gene Ontology annotation, cellular component: precatalytic spliceosome.